AGAUGAUUAAACAAGUAUAAAGACUAUGCAAAGAGCUUUCUAUAUAAAUAAAGAUUAUCUAAAUUUCCAUAAUUAGGAUUAUCACAGAUAGACUAAUAAUAAAAGGCAUCUAUUAAAUUGAAGCUUGUGAAAAAAGUUAUUUAAACAACUCAAAAAAUCAAUCGAACAGAUAAAAUUGAUUGU
Paramecium sonneborni is the source of this 183-nucleotide messenger RNA. NCBI's taxonomy places the organism in Eukaryota, Ciliophora, Oligohymenophorea, Peniculida, Parameciidae. The record is from the annotation of a GenBank genome assembly.